This is a messenger RNA of Racocetra persica, 177 nucleotides long. NCBI's taxonomy places the organism in Eukaryota, Fungi, Glomeromycota, Glomeromycetes, Diversisporales, Gigasporaceae. The record is from the annotation of a GenBank genome assembly.
AUGAAUCAUCUUGUUAAAAAGAAUGAAGUUGGAGUUGAAAUAGAGAAAUACUAUUACCAAAAUGGUAUUGACAUUGCCAAGGGUGAAAAUAAGAUAACAAUUUGUUGCUCAAACAUGAAUCAUCUUGAAAUAAGUGUUAAAAAGAAUGAAGUUGGAGUUGAAAUAGAGAAAUAUAUA